Messenger RNA from Nerophis ophidion (straightnose pipefish), 1392 nucleotides. RefSeq names its product proline rich 5 like (gene prr5l). The transcript has 9 exons. Lineage: Eukaryota; Metazoa; Chordata; Actinopteri; Syngnathiformes; Syngnathidae. Gene Ontology annotation, cellular component: TORC2 complex. Gene Ontology annotation, biological process: TORC2 signaling. The coding region runs from base 248 to 1225 and encodes 325 amino acids. The record is from RefSeq and is a predicted model, not a curated record.
AGCACAUGUAACUUGUUAGUCGCCAGCCUCCCGCCACUCAGACUGACUUCUCCGAGGAAGCGACGCGAAGACAAAAAAAAAGUGUCUCUUGUCCUUCGGGGAAAAAAGUCUGAAAAACUUAAUGACGGCCGUCACGUGACAGUUGGCGGUGAAGUGGAGCGUCACGACGGCUUCUGACGUCAUGUGAUAGACGAGGAGGACAGGUGAAAGUUAGUCUGUGCUUCUUUCGAGGGUUUGGAGGUGCACGAUGGGAUCUUUUCGGCGCUCCAGGCCUCGGUUCAUGAGCUCCCCGGUUCUGUCGGACCUCGCCCGCUUCCACGCCAGCUCGGCCGCUCCGCACGUGGCCAACAGCAGCGUCUGGAACAGUGUCCAAUCAGCCGUGAUGAAGGUGUUCCAGGGCGGAGCUCUGCAGGCUAACGAGCUCUACACGCUUAACGAGAGCAUCAGGUGGCUUCUGAAAACAGAGAUGGGCUCCUUCAUUACAGAUUACUUCCAGAACCAGCUGCUGACUGGAGGCCUGGCUGACGUUCUGGAUCCGAUCUUCAUCUCUGGAGGGAAGGAGCAGCUGGAGGUGCUGGCCGAGGCGUGGGACCGCUUUUUUACGGAAACGCUGCCCACCUUGCAGGCCAUUUUUUACCCUGUACAGGGUCAGGAGCUGUCCAUCAGACAGAUGGCACUGUUGGCUUUCAGAGACUUGGUGCUGUUGAGGCUCCACCUAGAGGACACUUUGGCUAAUGUCACCUGCGUCCCCCCGGGCGUCACGCACAUGCUGCUGGUUCUGCAGGGCAUCCAUGAGUCCGGCGGUACCAAUGAGCGGUAUCAGCAGCUGGAGCGCCUGGUGGCCAUGGUGGUUUCGCCGUAUCUCAGGGACGUCCUCACCAGAGAGCGCCAGUCGUCAGAGUGCCGGCAUCUGCGCUGGUUGCUAGGAGACGGUUCGCAGCCCGACGUGACCCAGCCUCCGAUGUGCGAGUGCUCCUCUCUGGCGCCCUUGGUGGAACACGAAGGGGAGGCCUACCUGGAGAAGUCCGGCGGCAUGCGGCGCCACACCGUGGCUAAUGCCCACUCCGACGUGCGGUUGCUCUCGAGCAGGAUGCGGCGAGAGAUGGAAGCGGACUGCCCGGACGCCGUCGUCACCGUGGCCUUUUUGGCCGAGCCCGUCCAUCCCAGACGCUUCUCCAGCCAACCCGACGUGAACGAAUCACAGAGUAGCGGCGUUAGCAGCUAGCAGAGAUCGGACAGGAAACAGGAUGUAAAAGGACGGUUUUUAAAAUGAAACUGCACACUUCCCACUUGCUUAGCAAACGGGCACAGGAAGUUUCCUACCGCCAUCGUCUUUUAGAAAUUUGGGGAUAAUAAAGAUAUUUCAUAACACAAACAACACAACUUUUAUUU